GAUCUUUGGAGGGAAAAUGGCGGCAGAUUUGAAAUUUAUCUAGGCGCCCAAAUGAGCCUUGUUUUAACAUUAUUUAUCGAUUCCAAAGGUUGUGCGUCACAAUAAUUCAUGAAAACAUAAAUCCAAUUCACCCAUUAUGAGCUCCGGGAGAGCAAGAGGUAACUUCUGGAGAGGAAGAGGACAGAGGUUCCGAGGAAGAAAGAGUGCUCGAGGAACGAGCCAGACAGGAAGAGCACAAAGGGGUUCAGACCAAGGAAGUUCAGGUCCUCAAGUGCAACAUCAAAGAGCACGGCAAAUACAGACAAGCUUAACGCCGUGUCCCUUCAAGAAGCUUGCUGAGAGUUUUCCAUCUUUCGCUGGAGAUUUACGAGAUCAGCCUACAGAAGUUCUUCAUAGCAUUAGCUUGGCAGUUUCUCAGGUUUUGUUGACUGUGGAGACAGCUGAGAGCCCCCAUGGAGCACCAUUGUUUGAUUUGCCAUAUAUACAAGCAAGAAUAACAAACUUUGAGCCUGCCAUUCCACUCAAAAACCUCAAGUCUUGCUAUUGGGGCAAAUUUGUGGCAAUCCAUGGAACAGUAAUAAGAGUUAGCAAUGUUAAACCUCUGGUGAAAAAGAUGGCAUUUUCAUGCAACUUGUGCAGCCAGACACAGGUUGUUCAUCUCACCGACGGGAAGUACUCAAUCCCAACUCAGUGUUCCUCAGUGGAUUGUCGUGGCAAAUCUUUCACUCCUGAGAGAAGCUCACCAAUGACUGAGACAAUUGACUGGCAAACUAUCAAAGUUCAGGAAAUCAUGGAUGAUGAUCAACGUGAAUCUGGAAGAAUUCCAAGAACUGUUGAGUGUGAACUGACUGCUGAUCUAGUGGACAGCUGUGUUCCAGGUGAUAUGGUUACCGUUACUGGGAUUGUGAAGGCUACAGGAACAGAAGAAAAUCGCAACAAGAGCAACAAAGACAAGUGCAUGUUCCUACUUUACCUCCAUGUCAAUGCUGUGAAUAAUAACAAGGGAGGAACUGGGGCUACUGAACAAACCAGUGGACUGGCCAUGGAAUUUUCUAUUAAGGAACUGUAUGCCAUUCAAGAAAUUCAGGCUCAGAAGAACUUGUUUCGAUUAAUUGUUGGCUCUUUGUGCCCUUCAAUCUAUGGACAUGAGAUGGUGAAAGCAGGUUUGGUGUUAGGCCUGUUUGGUGGAACCCAGAGAUACCUGAAUGAUAAGAAUCGUAUUCCAGUGAGAGGCAAUCCACACAUUUUGGUUGUUGGAGACCCAGGAUUGGGGAAAAGCCAGAUGCUUCAGGCAGUGUCCAAUGUUGCUCCAAGAGGCGUCUAUGUCUGUGGAAAUGCAACGUCAACCUCAGGACUCACGGUUACACUGUCUAAGGAAGGCUCCUCUGGAGAUUAUUCUUUAGAGGCUGGAGCACUUGUGUUAGGAGACCAAGGUUGCUGCUGUAUUGAUGAAUUCGACAAAAUGGGGAGCCAACAUCAAGCUCUGCUUGAAGCAAUGGAACAGCAAAGUAUAAGUAUCGCAAAAGCCGGCGUUGUUUGCAGCCUACCGGCGAGAACAUCAAUCCUUGCGGCCGCCAACCCUGUGGGUGGUCACUACAACAAAGCAAAGACUGUGUCCGAGAAUCUCAAGAUGGGUAGUGCUUUGUUGUCACGCUUCGACCUGGUUUUCAUUUUGUUGGACAAGCCAGACGAGGAAAUGGAUUGUAUGUUGUCCGAACAUGUUAUGGCCUUGCAUGCUGGGAAAAAGAGUGCAUUUGGGGUGGUGACAGCAAGACGGCGUUCAAGAGAGGACAGUAGCAGUGAUGAGGACGAGAUGAGGAGACAAUGGGAAGCUGAUAAACCCCUCUCUGAGCGUUUAAAGAUUGCUCGAAAUGAAGAGUUUGAUGCCAUUCCCAGCCAACUACUUCGAAAAUACGUAGGUUACGCCAGGACGUAUGUGCAUCCUAAACUAACUCCUGCAGCAGCAGAAGUCUUACAGAAUUUUUAUUUGGACUUAAGACAACAGCAUCACAGUGCGGAUAGUACUCCUAUCACUACCAGGCAACUUGAGUCACUCAUAAGACUCACUCAGGUACGAGCACGGCUUGAGAUGCGCGAAAAGGCUAGCCAACAAGACGGCAAGGAUGUGGUGGAGAUCAUGAAUUACAGGCUCCUGGACACGUUUAGGCACGACCUUGGGAAUCUGGAUUUUCAACGCUCUCAACAUGGCUCCGGAAAGAGCUCAAGAGCACAGUCAAAACGCUUCGUUGCAGAGCUAAGUCGCAUUUCAGAGAGGGAAUACAACUCACUUUUCAUUGUUGAACAAAUGAGAAAGAUAGCGAAGGAUAUACGACUGCAGAUUCGUAUUUUCGACGACUUUGUUUUCUCCCUGAACAACCAAGGGUUUCUUCUGAAGAAGGGACCGAGAGUCUACCAGCUACAGACCUCGAACUGCCUGUAAUUGAUAAGUAAGCUGCCGGGGAUGUUUGAUGGAGAUUGUGUCCUGGAAAAGGGCAAGACCGUGUAAAAAUACUAGACCUGUAUCACUGAGGAUAUUCGGACGAAAGCUUUCUACGUUAAAAUAAAAAUUUGGUUCCUUAGGUCCUCAACUUAAGUUACACUCGUGUAAAAGAACUGAACUAUUUAGUUAGUUUCUAUUAUACAGACGUGUUUUUUCCUACAGUACCACAGUAACAAACCCCUCUAAAGUACAAAUACUAAAUGAAAUCACGGAUUAAGAUUUAAUGGCCGAAAGCGCUUCCAAAAAAUUAUGUUUCCAUUCUUUUAAUAAUAAAAAAAUAAUAAUAACAAUGAUAAUCUGUCUUUAAUAAAUCAGAAACAACAAACGUGUAACUUUACAAUAUAUCAGUAAGAAAAUUAUGAGUAUAUUUAGGAAUAUGUAAAAAUCGUGGCAUUGCAACAAGUAAUAUUAUGAAGCUCCCUAUAUAUGGUGAAUUUAUUUGAAGAGGUAUCUAUUGAGGAAACAAUGCUUGAAGCGUUCGUUUUUAACUCUAGGUAAUAUAAAGUCAUGCUUGACUCACGGAGCACACGUCUCCUCUUUAGGGGUAGAAAAUCAUGAAGUACAUGAUCAUCACUGAUUACGUUGUUAAAAAGCUUAGAGUCCCUAUCUUUAAUUCAGUCAAGUAUAGUUGUUUCUUUGUGGUGAAGCCAAACCUGAGGGCCUUCUUGAGAAACCAGUCGAUUCUGUCUAGAUAUUCUCGCUGGUAAGCUGCACCCCAAACUUCAAUCCCAUGCAUGAAUACGGACACGACGAGCGAGUUAAACAAAUUAUUGAGUUGAUCUUUGAAAGAUCGAUAGGAUUUGCAUACCCUUAGAAUGUACAUUCAACUACUGGAUUUGGAUAGCAUAUCGUCGAUAUGGAUGUCCCAGUCCGUAGCAUCUUCCUGAAAUGUGAUUCCUAAUAUUUUUAGCCAUGGCUUCCUUUUAUUCCUGGUAAUUCUGAAGGGGAUAACUUAGUAGUUUUGCCGUGUAUGCACAUUUCCUAUGUUUUGGUAAAAUUGAGACAUCUCGUUUUUAUCCGCCCACUUCUUCAUGUUCUCAAUCUCAGCGGCAGCAAUAUCUGUGCUUUGCCUAACAGGAACACUUAUCUUUUCAACCGAGUGUGCGUUUUUUUAUAAUCAGGGGUCCUUUUUUUAACACUCCCGACGAAUUCUCUUUUGUGAAGACCUUCUAACUCGUAAACCGUAACCUGUAGCUUGCCAACAGAAUCUCAUGAAGGAAUAUAAUCGCUUGUACAACCGUUCAAAGCACCUCUUCUAAUUUAAUCAUAAUAACGAAAGCCAACACCGAGGGGAAAGGGUCGCAGAAAUUUCUCCACUUGGUUAAAGCAUCCAUUUGACGUUACAGCGCAACAAUACCCUUGCGAUGUCCACUCAUAAGACGGAUAUUUGUCAUGUCACAAUAAACUAGAAAAACAUCGGGGCCACCUGCAAAU
This is a messenger RNA of Pocillopora damicornis (cauliflower coral), 3934 nucleotides long. Its product is annotated as DNA helicase MCM8. NCBI's taxonomy places the organism in Eukaryota, Metazoa, Cnidaria, Anthozoa, Scleractinia, Pocilloporidae. Gene Ontology annotation, cellular component: nucleus; MCM complex. Gene Ontology annotation, molecular function: ATP binding; single-stranded DNA binding; single-stranded DNA helicase activity. The record is from RefSeq and is a predicted model, not a curated record.